Python bivittatus (Burmese python) is the source of this 3905-nucleotide messenger RNA. It is a transcript of the gene CFAP410, whose product is annotated as cilia and flagella associated protein 410. Gene Ontology annotation, biological process: mRNA splicing, via spliceosome; cytoskeleton organization. NCBI's taxonomy places the organism in Eukaryota, Metazoa, Chordata, Lepidosauria, Squamata, Pythonidae. Gene Ontology annotation, cellular component: U4/U6 x U5 tri-snRNP complex. The record is from RefSeq and is a predicted model, not a curated record. Gene Ontology annotation, molecular function: protein binding.
UCUCUUUGCCAGCUUGUGAGCUCCGCUGGGAAUGGGAUGGAGGUGAUGGCGCCUGCGCCUGGAGCCGUCCUGGGAAACGCGUCGGAAGUUCCCACGCCAGCUUUUGCUAAGAGGCCCGAGAAGCCCGAUGGUCGUGCCGAGACCAUGAAAUUGACCCGUAAAGCGGUUUUGUCUCGAGCGAAGGCUACGAGCCUCGGAGGGGUCCGGAAGCUGAAUUGCUGGGGAAGCCGUAUCGCGGAUAUAACAAUCUGCCGUGAGCUUCCCAAUGUUGAGGUGAUCACAUUCAGUGCAAAUAACAUCUCCAGUCUGGAACCUAUUAACCAGUGCCAGAAGCUAACUGAGCUUUAUCUCAGGAGAAACUGUAUUUCAAGCCUCCAUGAGCUGUUCCACUUGAAAAAACUGCCCUACCUGAGAAUCCUCUGGAUGUCUGAGAAUCCCUGCUGUGGCUCUGACCUCCAUCACUACAGAAUGACAGUGCUGCGUAAUCUUCCUAGUCUCCACAAGCUUGACAAUAAAAUGGUGACAGAGGAAGAACUGUCACAUGCACUAUUAGAAGGAGAAGAGAUAACAACACCCCCAGUUAAAACAGAUGUAGACAGCUGCUGCCAAUACUCUAACACUGAGUCCAGCACGACAGAAUCUACAACAGAAAAUGAACUUGUGAACUUCAGCCUUGAGGAGACAAAUAAAAUCCGUGAGCAGCUUGGUAUGAAGCCUGUUGUUCCGAGAGAGAAAUUUUCACCCCCAGAAGUAGGUGGUAACCGGAAAAAAUGGAACAAUAUCCUCAGUGCCAUCAUGCUGCUCCUAGAAGAGCUGGAUUCAGAGGGUUUAGAAGUCCUCCAUCAAACGGUUGGAAACAAACUCCAAGCCUUGCAGAAGAAGGAACUCCAUGAGGACCGAUAGCACAUCCUAGGCAACUAUUUGUGGAUCAGCAGAAUUCAUUUCACUAGCCUUCUAGCAUCCUUUGUGUGCUGUUGGGCUUCCCAUGAGAAUGUAUGAUUGUGUCCAGAAAAAACAAGCACAUCCUGUGUUUCAUGUGCUAGAAGCAUGUUCUACAAUAAUUUUUCAUCUACAAUUUGUGUGCCUACAUUUAUGCAACUAGUACCCCACCUUCCACAAAGGCUGGCAGCAGAGAUGGCAAACAAGCAUGUAUAGAGCUACAGACAGUACUUGUCAUUUGGAAAAGGAUGUAUUUCACCUCUUGUUACUGCCUUCCAGCUAGAAGAAUCAUGCCUAUACUCAUGGCUUUGUCAGACUAAGCUUGUGAUACAUCUGACUUGGUGAGCAUGGUGGCCUUCCCUAAUAUCCCAAUACUGGAGCAAGACUAAGCUUCAUGUCUCCAUCUUCUCUUUCUACAUUUAAUAGUGUUUGAUAAUCCUGUCCUCAAAGCCAGAAUUUCAUAAAACAUUAAAACUAAAAAAGAAAAAUCACUGAAUGUUUAAAUUAAAAGCUUGAGGAAGUCAUAAUUCUUCCUCUACUAAGUAACUUGAACUUGAUGAAAAAAUUGUCACUUGCAGUAAAUUUUGAAUUACAAUUCCAUAUUAUAACUCUGAAUGUUUCCCUCUGUCCAUGCAGCCUUCUAGAAAAAUAAAUGUUAUUCGAGGGGAGGGUAUAACAUCAGUGUGAUUCUGUAAGGAACCAGCAUUAGUCUCUGCUGUACUGAACAAAAUCCACUUCAGUAUAAUCUGAGAUAGUGGGUCCUCCAGCCUCUCUAGUCUGUCAAGCUGCGUCUAGUGCAGGAGCUUCACUAUGCUGUGAAAUAGGUAGAAUUUUCCUUCCAUAAGAUGAAGAUCCUUUGACUAAUGGCUGUGGUUGCAAAUUGUGUGCUUUUUUGUUGAUUCUUUAUAGAACACUGACCCAGAUCUGUGUUUAUCUCUGUAUGGAUAGGACUAUCUGGCCCUUACUAACUUGGUUAGCAGCAAGUUCCACUUGUAACUUGGGAUUUUUUGCUUCUGUUGAUCAACAUUUCUGGGGUGAUGUUACCAUACAAAUGAAAAUAAAAUAAACCCCCGUUUUCAAUCCUCUAAAAAUGUCUUUCUAUGAGCUAGGGUGGUGGAAAAAUUGGGGCCUACACUGUUAUAUUGUCCAGCUCCACCUAUUUGAUUAAUAAUGUCGACAAAAUCAUAUGUAAGCUAAAUGACUCAGUGAUGUAUAGAAAAAUACAAUGUUCUUGUAACACUUAAAUCUUGAUUUUUCAGGAAUGCUUCUGGUGUUUCAAUCCUUGGUACUUAAUUGGCCAUCAGUAUUUUAUGUAUGCAAAAAGUGGUUAAGUCAAGUCCUCUGGUUUUGCCAUGAUUCCAAAUGGUAUGUGUCCUUUCUAGCAGAUGUUUUAAAAACAGUACUUCCUUCCCGUGAUUAGGGCUUCAGGGUAAAUACUUGCAUGACAUGAAUUCUUAUCCCCAACCAUUACAGCUGUGCAUCACUUUGUUCUGGAAGCAUUAUCUUCAUCCAAGUUUACAUAGGAAUCAAGAUUUUUGCUCGAACUAUGGUAAACAACUAUGGUUUAUCAAAAGAAUAGUAGCAAUUCAGAGGAUGUUGAAAGGAUAGUAUUUGUAAAGUUUUAAAUAAAAAGGCACCAGCUAUAUUUGAAUAGUUUCCUUAUAGAUAGCAAGGAAUCGCUUAGGGGGAAAAACUGGGCAGAUACCAACCAGUUACAUUUUUCUCAGAAAAGCUGAAUUACUUUGAGAACUGGGCUAUAAGGGGAAUCCAGCAUAUAUUCUUGUAAAAAUGGGUUACAUUGCAUUAUCUACUAUAGAAUAUUCUACUGUCACAGUUAUGAAGGAAGUGUGAACACCAAAGGUGUUAUCUUACUAUAUUUUUGCUGGUGAAACUUAAAUAUCUUCACAAAAGUAUUAUACUACAGUGAAAAAAGCCUAAUAAAGUCAAACACAAAAGAUUGAAAGAAGGAAAAAAAAGUGAAAUAUGCCACAUAUCAAUAAAGCAAAUAGCUUAAUCACAAAGUAUCAAAAUAUGUGCAGUAUUUUAAAUAAACUGAGUAGGAGUGAGGAACCAGAUCUUGUAAGCAUAAUUUUUCUUGUGAUUGAAAUCCACCAGUCAGGAAGCGGAUAAUGGUGUCUUUAUAAUGUUGACUAUCUUGUUAGAUUUUUUUUCUCUCCUCUGGUCUGGUUGUCUUAAUCUUAAUAUUCAUAAAUGCUUGUGUACUACCUUAGAAUUUUUUUGCCUUGACACAGUUGAAUUUGAUUAUUUUUAAUUAUUCCUUCUCGUGAAUAUCUAAUUGGCUCUCCUAAAGUUUUAUAUUCUGGAAAAAUUCACUUAAGGUUUAAAAAAUCAGCAAAAGCUUCAACCUAUCCUGUACUGGAAUACCAUCAACUCACAGAAGUUUUUGCAAGUGACACUUAAGAACAUAUUUUUAAUAUUGAGAAAUAUUACUUGUGAAUAGCCUCAAUGUUUCAUUUUUAUAGAAGAGGGUGAGUUCAGAAUCCUAACUCAGAUUUCUGAAGGUUUUUCAUUUGAGAGAGAUUCUGUAUGAAUUAAAGCACCGGCUUAAAGAAAAUUGGAUUAUUUCUUUGCAGCCCUAUGAACUUUAUGUGAACUGUAGGGGGAAGGAUCAUUGCUAUUAAAAAGCACAGGUGCUGUUAAGAAUCUGAUCUUUCUCCUGGACACUUUUCUUAACCUAACAAAACAUGGCAUUUACAGAUAAAGGGUGCCAACCCUCCCUUCAUUUUCUUCAAAUGUAUAUUCCAGAAUUAGAGCUUAAUUUUCAAGCCUUCUGAACUGGAUUGUGGAUGGCAGAACCACACUUAUAUUUUUGUUCAACCUACUGACAGCAUGAUGCUAAAGUUUCGUGCUAUUAGUAUGUUAUUCUAAGGUUAAUGAGUAUAUGCUACUAUUAUACUUCCCCCUCCCCCUAUUCCUUUUUACCCAGGAAUGAAUGAAAUCCAGAU